AUGACAGACAGGCCCAGAACUGCCCCUCAACUACACUUGUUUGUGAAUUUGGCACAGAAAGCCAAAGCCUCUCAGGUCAGCACAGUCAGCUCUCUGUGGGUCGCGAACAAUGCCAUCGACGGAGGCAAGAAUUUCUCCACAUUAUCAACUACAUGCGCUGCUACUACCUGGGAGUAUUUACCCUGGCUUAAGGUGGAUCUGCAGGCUGUCUAUCAAGUGAGCACUGCCACGGUCACUUACAGAGAAGACAGCUUUCCAGACAAGAUAAAAUCAGUCACGGUGAACUUCGGAAGCUCUCUAGACUUCGAUGGCUACAGCAAUCCCAAGUGUACCGUGACCACCACUGACAAAACCUCCAGCACCGUCACCUACUCCUGUGGAAACCAUAAUCUGGCGCUAAAGAGAAACGCCUCUCAGUCGUCCAAUUAUGGGUUUUGGACUGCAGAAAGAGCUGUCGAUGGUUCUCGAACUGGGCCAAAGUUGUGGUCGGUGUGUUCGUCCACAGCUAACCAAAGUAACCCGUGGUGGAGGGUGGAUCUGGGGGACGUUUACCGCGUUAGCAGAGUAGUCAUCACUAACAUUAACAACAGCUUCGCAGACCGAAUAAACGGAGCCCAGAUUCACAUCGGAAACUCUCUGGAGAACAACGGCAGCAGCAAUCCCAUAUGUGCAGUGAUUUCUGGUAUUCCAGCUGGAGUUUCUGCAACCUUCCUCUGUUGUUUUAUGGAGGGUCGAUAUGUGAAUCUGUUCAUUCCCGGAGACUCAAAGAUGCUCACACUGUGUGAAGUGGAGGUCUAUGUAGAAGGUCCGUGUUGGAAGCAGUCAUUGGUGAAACUGAAACUCGACUCCAGCUUUAGUCUUUCUGAAGUGCGGCUCCUGACGCAGCUGGAAUCUGCUCUGGCCCAAAGAGGACUCUCUGACGUGACGCUGCACUGGACGCAACUGCCCAAACAGGAAGUGAUGCGGAAGGAAGCUGCGCCAGGAAUACGUCUGGGUUUGGUCACGGGUCCACUGCUAUUGUGGUCUUGA
This is a messenger RNA of Danio aesculapii, 1029 nucleotides long. RefSeq lists its product as uncharacterized. Lineage: Eukaryota; Metazoa; Chordata; Actinopteri; Cypriniformes; Danionidae. The transcript has 8 exons. Bases 1 to 1029 code for a protein of 342 amino acids. The record is from RefSeq and is a predicted model, not a curated record.